Messenger RNA from Rhea pennata, 5599 nucleotides. It is a transcript of the gene STARD8, whose product is annotated as StAR related lipid transfer domain containing 8. Lineage: Eukaryota; Metazoa; Chordata; Aves; Rheiformes; Rheidae. The transcript is spliced from 14 exons. The coding region runs from base 266 to 3478 and encodes 1070 amino acids. The record is from RefSeq and is a predicted model, not a curated record. Gene Ontology annotation, biological process: actin cytoskeleton organization; regulation of Rho protein signal transduction; signal transduction. Gene Ontology annotation, molecular function: GTPase activator activity; lipid binding.
UGACGUCCUGUUUGUUUCUAAAGAGAAAUUAGAGUCUUUCUGUACCUGUGGGGUCAGGAAGGGCAGAUUUGAUUAGCUCGGUACAGUGGGCCUGCAUGGAAAGGAUCCGAGAUCUCCAGUUCACAUCCUGCAGGAAGGUCUCUGGGCUGGAAAUCCUCCUGUCUCCAGUGGAUAGGGCUCAGGGUAGCUGAGGUCGGAGGAUGAAGGAGGCCAGUGGUCAUGCUGGUAUUUUUUUUUUCCUCCUGUAUUUAAUCCAUGAUUUCCAAUGAACAAAGCCAGGAUUAGCUGCUUCUGUCAUGAAAUCGAAGCCAAGAAAGCCUGUGACUGGCUGCGAGCAGCGGGAUUUCCUCAGUAUGCCCAGCUUUAUGAAGACUCGUUGUUCCCACUUGACAUCAUCGCUGUGAAGAAAGACCACAGUUUCCUGGACCAGGACUCACUCAAAUCUCUGUGCAGGAGGCUGAUGACCCUGAACACAUGUGCCUCCAUGAAGCUGGAAGUCCACUUUCAGCGUAAACAGAAUGAAGACUCAGAGGAGGAAGAUCUGUGUGCCAUCAGUGACCGGUGGGCUUUUCAGAGGGAAAGUAAGAGGUGGUCCAGAGUGGGGUCUGUUGAUAUCCUUUCCCAAGGCUCAGAAGUCCUGAAUUCCACCAUGAGGCAGACAUCCAGUCACGAGAGUGUCCUCACAGACCUGAGCACCAACCUGGAGGCUGUGUCCCUCCACAGCAAUGCCAGCACAGGCAGCACAGUCGGCAUCGUGGUCACACCACCUGACCCAUCCCCUAUACGGGACACUGCCACCAUUGCCAAAUCCAGCCAAAGUUUAAGUGACCAUUCCUGGACAGACCAGCCCUCAAACCAGAGCGAGGGCUAUAAGGAGAAACCUAGGAAGCGAAGGUCUCGCAGCUUCUUAAAGAGGAUUGAGUCCCUCCGAAGGAAGGACAAAGAGAAAGCCAGCUCGGAAGAGAAGGAUGCCCCAGAGAACAGUGUCACGACCAAACCAGGAUGGGACUCUGUGAAGUGUAAUGGAGACCUUACAACCACCAAGGCCAACUGCCCUAAAAGAGGAAUAUCUGCUUCUUUCCAUGGCAAAAAACACUUCUUUUCAGUAUCAUAUAGGACUAACCGCUUGUUAGGCUCACGAGGGAGCAAGGAGAGCUCUGACCCAAAACGUAGUGGUGUUUACCUAGAGGACUUCGAAACAGCCAUGAAAAACAGCAACAACUGGGCUGUUGGAGAAUACCCGCACCGGCAGGUGUGCAAAGGGGAUUGCUUGGUCUACAUUCCCAGGGACCACAAGCCGGGCACUUUCCCCAAAUCCCUCUCCAUUGAGAGCUUGUGUCCUUUGGGUGGCAGCUCCUUGACCAACUGGAAAUCUGGGAACAAAUCCAUUGGGCUGGUGGGAGGUGGAGGGGGUGGCAGCAGCAGCAGCAUGGAGGACUCAUCCUCCCCGCGGGGCUUUGAGUACCGGCAGCGGAGGGGUUCAUGCAGCUCCUUGGGCAGCCGGGUGAGCGUGUAUGACAACGUGCCAGAGUUUGACAGCAGCGAGGAUUUUUCCAAGGUUGAUGGAGAAGUGACCUACGAGAACCUUGAUGACAUAUUGCAACAUAUGUGGGGCCUGCAGCAAAAAGUGGAGCUUUGGUAUAAAGCCGUUUCUCCAGACCUGGUUGGGGAGGAAGGGGGUGAGGAGGAUGAGGAGGAGGAAGAGACAGACUCAGGAGGGGAACCUACUUUCCCUUCAAACCUGCACUUUGAAGAGCAGUCCAUGUCUGAUGUUGGCACAUCUGCCAGUGAUUUUGACAGCACAGGCAACUCUUUGAAUGAGGCUGAGGAGAUCGAGAUGCGGGAACGCCGGGACUCCGGUGUGGGAGCGUCGCUCACCAGGCCGUGUAGGAAGCUCCGCUGGCACAGCUUCCAGAACUCCCACAGGCCCAGCCUGAACUCUGCCUCGCUGGAGAUCAACCGCCAGUCGUCGGCUCAGCUCAACCUACUACAGAAAUGCUCCCUGCUUCGCCUCACUGCCAUCAUGGAGAAGUACUCUGUGCCCCACAAGCAAGCCUGGACGUGGACGGUGCCCAAGUUUAUGAAGCGGAGUAAAGUCCCCGACUACAGGGACAAAAUGGUCUUUGGGGUGCCGCCAAUCAUCAAUGUGCAGAGGACAGGGCAGCCUCUGCCCCAGAGCAUCCAGCAAGCGAUGCGCUACAUCCGCAGCCAGUGCCUGGACCAGGUUGGCAUUUUCCGGAAGUCGGGGGUGAAGUCCCGAAUUCAGGCACUCAGGCACAUGAAUGAAACCAGUCCUGACAACGUCAACUAUGAUGGGCAGUCUGCCUAUGAUGUGGCUGACCUGCUGAAACAGUAUUUCCGUGACCUGCCAGAGCCCAUCUUCACCAGCAAGCUCACAGACACCUUCUUGCAAAUCUACCAGUUUGUGUCCAAGGAGCAGCGGCUGCAGGCUGUGCAGGCUGCCAUUAUCCUCAUGCCUGAUGAGAACCGGGAGGUGCUGCAGACACUACUGUACUUCCUCAGUGAUAUUGCUUCCGCAGAGGAGAACCAGAUGACUGCUGGAAACCUUGCAGUGUGUCUGGCCCCAUCCAUCUUCCACCUCAACGUAUCCAAGAAAGAAAGCACCUCGCCAAGGGUGAUACACAAGAGAGGCACUGUGGGGAAGCCUGACCAGAAAGACCUGAAUGAGAACAUGGCUGCUACACAGGGGCUCUCCCACAUGAUCACAGAUUGCAAGAAGCUCUUCCAGGUUUCCCAUGACAUCUUGCUCCAGCUGAGCAGCUCCUAUAUGGCAGCAGAUGCUUACCCACAUCCCCUGACUGAAGUCAUGCGUCAAGGGGAUGGCAAGGAUCUACACUCCUAUUUUGAGCAGUGUGUCCAGAAUCUGCUCAAAGAGUCAUCAGAGAAAUUCAAGGGCUGGCUGAGCACUCCAGGACCCCUGAACACAGAGCUCUCUUGCAAAAAGGUUGGGGAUGGGCACCCUUUGCGUUUAUGGAAGGUCUCCACGGAUGCUGAGGCCCCUCCCUCCGCAGUGCUGCACCGGGUGCUUCGGGAACGUCACCUCUGGGAUGAGGACCUACUGCAGAGCAAAGUGGUGGAAGCCCUGGAUAAGAACAUGGAAGUUUAUCACUACAUCACAGACAGCAUGGCACCCCACCCACGCAGGGACUGUGUCGUGCUCAGACGCUGGUGCACGGACCUGCCCCGAGGAGCUUGCCUGCUCAUCUCCAUGUCGGUGGAACAUGAUAAGCUGCAAGUGGAGGGAGGCGUCAAAGCCAUUGUGUUGACAUCUCAGUAUCUCAUUGAGCCAAGUGGUAUGGGACGCUCCAAAGUGACACACAUUUGCAGAGCUGAUCUCAGGGGAAGGUCUCCAGAGUGGUACAACAAGGUCUUUGGACAUCUUUGUGCCAUGGAGCUGGCAAGGAUCCGAGAUUCUUUCCCAGCGCUGAGUCCGAAUGGCCCCGAGACAAAGAUCUGAGGAGCCUGGAAGAUGGACUGUCCUGUUUGAUCAUGGACUUUCCAGUUGAUUUAGGCUGGACCAUUCAGAGGGAAGCGAGGAGUUGGCGACCUGUUGGUAUCCAGUUGUGGAGGGGGAGACAGAGGAUGGUGUGCUCUCUGGCACAUAUUUAUAAGCUUCCUUUUUACCUAGGCCUGCCCCCCCCCCCCCCGCUUCUGAAGGAGCCACUGGGUGUCUCUAGCUAUGCAGAGUCCCUUUCUUCUCCCACUCCAGGGCUCUAUACUGUAAUCCCUCGGAUUAGUCCCCUUCAAGGGGGCAGGAGAAGCCAUCCCCAGUCAUCAUUCCCAUUCCCAUAAUGCCUGUUGCUGCUUAAGCUGUCUCUUCCUCAAGCCCUCUGAAGAGCAGGUUCUCUGCAGAGGCAAAGCUGUACGCAGCUUGGUCUCCGCAGGAGGGACCUUGCAAGCAGCAGUUUGCUUGCCAAUGGGAAAGAGAGGGGGUUUGGGAGUGAAACCCCACAGGGACAGCAGUCUGCAGGCUGAGCUGUGAAGCAGCUAGAUCAAGUUUAGCUGCAUUCCUCACUCCUCCAGCUAUUACCAGGAGCUCACCCAGCUUGGAAGCAGCUGCAAAGAUGAAGGUGCUUGAAGUGAACCAGGAUGAAGCGGAGGUGAAGCGAGUGAGGGAAGCACAGUGCCAUGUCUGUAUGUUGCAGCACUGUGUCAGGAAGUGAAGGGUGGGCAGAGAGGGGGUGCAGUGUGUGCAUGUGCAUUGUGUGCAUGCUGGGAGUGUCACCCUGGUGGUGGGACGUGCAGGAAAUCACUUAGACUGAGAACUUACUUGCUAUAGGAUGCUGUUAUUGGAGGAGAGGGGCUAUAUGCAAAUAUCUAUAUAUCCAUUUAGUGACAGCCAUUGUUGAGUGGCAGAAGGAACCUACUGCUGUUUGGUGCUGAAUUUCAUAGGAGAAGAAGCAGCUCUCCGAUCCAGUGCCUUGUUCUUAUUCAACUAAAGGCCUCCCUUGUGCCCUAGGUUUUAGUGGUGGGCUGAAUGGAUGAUGUUCUAAGACAUGGCUACAUGGGGGCCAAGUCCCAUUCCUUGAAACCAGCCUAUCAGUCUUUUGAAGAGGUGGCCAGGACUAGGCUAGAAAUCUAGAACAAUUGCUCUUAAAGCUGCCUGUAAGCUGACAAAGAGGGUAGUGACCUACCUAAAGCAACGAGGAGGAGCACAUUGCAGGGGAGAGUACUGAGACCAAUUGCUGCAGCAGCUCAGUUGUGGGUGUGAGUUGCACCACAGGGAAGUGCCCUGCUGUGUUGCAGGAGGACUCAAGCUUGGCCAAGACAGUGAGCACACAGAAGAUUUGUUCUUGUCCCACCUAACUUUGAUUAAGCCAGCAAAGCAUGAUAACCGAAGCUGGGCUGAGUACCUGCCAGAGGGUGGUGACAAGUUUAAUCCAGUUCAUGCUCACUGCAGUGAGAUGAUCUGUCAUGGAUGUGAAAUUUGCCCUAGAUUCUCCCCUCUUUGGGCAAUGCUAGAGAGCAGAGCUCCUACCCCUCCUGCUGCAAACCUGUCUCCCUAACUUUAUCCCAUAGCCCCACAGCUCUCUGCAGAGAGUUCAGUUCCCUCCCUUCCCAUCCCUUCUUUUCCUCCAAGCUAAGAACCGGUCUGACUUAACUAAUAGCAUCCGGGAACUGACCUGGUUUCUCCUUCUAGGCAGGGACCCAACUUACUAGACAUUGUUCCAAGUGGAAGGCAACAUGACCCAUGCGCAGGAGCAAUUCACAAUGGCAGUUUUGCUGUAACAAAUCAUCUCUCUUUUUACGGUAAAAAAAACAACAGCCUCUCUUGUUUUUUUUAUAUAUAUAUAUUUUAUAUAUAUAUAAAAAUAUAACUAAUUUGUAGGGGAGUGAUUUUUUCUCCUAAUAUUUUUUAAAUAAUUCUUUUUUUUCUAUCUAUAAAUACUUGUACAGUUGGAAUAUUAAUAUAUAACUCAGGCUGCAGAACUCAGCGCCAGAUGAUGUUCACUUAAAAAAACAUGUAUUUUGUAUUUAAGGGUCUUCUUUCUUGUUUUGUAUCAUAUGCAAUUGCAACAGAUUGACUUGGAAUGGGGCUGCUCUUCCCAUCCAUGUAAUUAAUAAAGUACUAACGAUA